Molecule: messenger RNA, 2946 nt
Organism: Henningerozyma blattae CBS 6284
Lineage: Eukaryota; Fungi; Ascomycota; Saccharomycetes; Saccharomycetales; Saccharomycetaceae
Gene: UFD2
Product: ubiquitin-ubiquitin ligase UFD2
Exons: 1
Coding region: 1-2946 (981 amino acids)
Biological process (GO): protein polyubiquitination
Cellular component (GO): cytoplasm; nucleus; ubiquitin ligase complex
Molecular function (GO): ubiquitin-ubiquitin ligase activity
Source: RefSeq, a predicted model, not a curated record
AUGACCGUUCAAAGUUUGAUUGAAAAAGUACUACAGGUUACAUUGAAUAGCCAAGAUGUUCCAAGUGGGUUUUACUACUAUCCAAAUCUGGAAAAUCCCUCUACGGUGGGUUUAACAAUCGAUGACAUUGAUUCCAUUAUAUUGUUUCAAUUGACUGAGAAUAUGGAUCUAUUAGAUCCAUUGAACUAUAUUAAUGAUUCAUUUAGAAGAUGUUCCAGUGAGAAAAAAUUUAUUUCCAAGAGUAGUAAUCCUUCUAAUGAAUCUAUCCCAGUCCUUAAUGAGAUUGAACGAUUAUUGAUUGGCUAUGGGUUGGUGUCAUUCCAAAUUGAAUCCUUUUGUUUGAAAGGAAAUUAUUUAAAUUAUAUUGAAACAAUUUUAAAUAAUUUGGAUUCAUUUAGUGACCUGUUAUUGAAUAUCAUCAAGAGGUCUAUCGAAGAAAAUUCUUCCUUUGAAUUAAUUAACAAUUUUUUUAAUACUUUAUUAACUUAUUCCAUGAAAAUUAAUUUGAAUUUAAAUGAUAACAAGAAUUAUAAUGCAAUUUUAUCUGUUUUUGAAAUGUUUUUAAAUUUCAAACAAAUCAGUUCAAUCUUCAGUCAAAUAGAAAAUUAUCUACCUGAUUUAGAUUCCAACAAUCCUCUAAUUAAAAACCCCUGUGAUUAUGAAAAAAAUAUCAUUCUAGGUCCUAUAUUGUCGUUAUCACCAUUAGACACUAAUGUUGCUUUUAAAAAUUUCCAAAAUGAAAUCGAUUUCACUCAAGAUCCGCAAUUAGACCCAUCCAUGAAACAAAAGAUUAAAUUGAUUAAUGAGUCGUUACAGACUGAACAUAAGGUUAUAAUUGAUCGUUUAUUUUAUAUAUUGGAUAAAAUAUUUAGAGGCUCCAACAAAACAAGAUCAGAUACAAUAUCAUUAUUAUCUAUAAUAGUUAAUAAAAACCAUUUAAGAAGAGGUGAAAAUGCUAAUCCUAAAAAAUUAUCUUCCAAUGCAUUUAUGACAAAUAUAACAAUUCUUUUAAUAAAAUUCUCACAACCGUUUUUAGAUGUUUCAUUUAAAAAGAUCGAUAAAAUUGAUGUCAAUUAUUUUAAUAAUAUUAAUUUAUUAAUUGACUUAUCCAAUGAAACAAGGAUGAAUUCUGAUUAUAAUGAAGCUAAUGAAUUUUAUGAGACUAAAAAUGUUUCUACUGAACCAAAUUUCAUUUCAAAUUGUUUUUUCUUAACACUGACUUAUUUGCAUUAUGGUCUAGGUGGUACUCUUUUGACAAAUGAUAAAUUAAGUUCCCAAAUUAAAUCAAUUAAAGAAGAAGUCAAAAGAUUGAAAAAUUUGAAUGUAACAAAUGGUCAAAAUUCUCAAAAUUUCUUAAAUUCUUUUACAGAUCUUCAAAUUAAAAAUAUGGAAAAAUCUUUAUUUUUAUUACAAUCUAUUAAUCAAUCUUUGAUUGGGUUUUUCACAAAUAAAUCUUUACAAUUGGAAAUUUUCGAUUUCAUAUCUGGUGCAUCAACUUUUUUAAUUAGAGUAAUUGAUCCAAAUCAUGAUUUCCCAUUUAAUUCAAUUAAAUUACCUUUGAUACCCGAUCAAAUUGGUUUUGAAAAUGUUGAUAAUGCAGAUUACUUAAGAAAAAAUGCUCCAAUCCCAUUUAAGUAUUAUCCAGAAUUCAUUGUAGAAGGUAUUUUGAAUUAUAAUCUUUUCAUUACAAAAUUCAACAAUAAUCCUUUAUUUAAUAAUCCUAGAUUAAAUUCUUUUAUUGAAUUAAUGACUAUUCUUUUACGUUGUCCUGAAUUAAUUUCAAAUCCACAUUUAAAAGUUAAAAUCGUUCAAAUCUUAAGUUAUGGCUCAAUGCCCUUGAUGGAUAAUUCACCAGGAUUUAUGAUGGAAAUUUUUGAGAAUAAUGAAAUCGUUAAUAAAAAUAUCUUAUAUGCAUUACUAGAUUUUUAUGUUAUUGUAGAAAAGACAGGUUCAUCAUCUCAAUUCUAUGACAAAUUCAAUGCCCGUUACAGUAUUUCGAUCAUUUUAGAACAAUUAUACUAUCAUAUCCCUAUUUAUAAAACCCAAUUGAAAGAUCAAGCAAAAAAUAAUUCCAAUUUCUUUAUUAGAUUUGUGGCAAGAAUGUUAAAUGACUUAACUUUCUUAUUAGAUGAAGGUUUAAGUAAUUUGACAGAAGUUCAUAAUAUUACACAAGAAAUUUUAAACAGAUCUAAAGGUAACCCACCAUCAAGAGAAGAAAACGAUGACGAAUUAAAAUCUAAAUUGAAUUCUGCUUCACGACAAGCUAAAUCCUCAUGUGGCCUAGCAGCUAAAUCGAUUAUUCUUUUCAAAAUGUAUACAAAGGAUAUCCCAAAUGCAUUUGUUAGUGCAGAAAUUGUUGAUAGAUUAGCCAGUAUGUUAGAUUAUAAUUUAGCAUCCUUAGUGGGUCCAAAAUGUAAUGAUUUAAAAGUGAAAGAUCCUCAAAGUUAUUCAUUUAACGCCAAACAACUUUUAUAUUCAUUGGUAACGAUUUAUUUGAAUCUAUCAAAGGAAGAUGAAUUUGUCAAAGCUGUGGCAAGAGAUGGUAGAUCAUACAACAAAUCAUUAUUUGAUAGAGCUAUUCACAUUUUACAUGUAAAGACAGGUUUAGCAUCUGAUGAAUAUUGUAAUAAGUUAAUAAAUUUUGUUAAUAAAGUAGAAAUUCAAAAAGUUAAUGAAGAAGAAGAAGAUCAAGAUUAUAAUGAUGCACCAGAUGAAUUCUUAGAUCCUUUGAUGUAUACAAUCAUGAAAGAUCCUGUAAUUCUACCUACCUCUCAUGUUUCAAUUGAUUUAAGUACAAUUAAAGCACAUUUGUUAAGUGAUUCGACCGAUCCGUUUAAUAGAGAACCAUUAACGUUAGAUCAAGUUACACCAAAUGUUGAAUUGAAAAAUCAAAUCUUAGCAUACAAGAAGAAAAAGAGAGAGGAGAAGUUAAUGAAAAGAGAAUAA